UUUUUUUUUAUCUCUGGUAAAAGGCAAACGAUUCAUAUCUUAGUGUAAGUUAAUUAGAAGUGUUAUUUCAAUGUAAGAUGUAGUCACUGUAAAAUGGACUGGAGGAGCACAAGCAUGAUGUCGUUCUGUAGCUUCUGUAACUGCAGGAUGUGUUAUUUGUUAUUUGUAACUAAUGUCUUUCUUGAACUUUAAGCGUGAAUCCGUCCGUCCUUUAAUCCACGGUUUGUGAAUCAAGUCGACUGCUUGCUUCUCCUUUUUGUUUGGUCCCGGCCAUAAACGUCUGCCCGUUUGAAGGUCCUGUCACCGUGACAACCAGUCAACACAGCGAUGCAACAGCAGCGAGAGAAAUCAGGACACUUCUCUGAGACGUUACUCAAAGCAAGAGUGAACCGUGAGCCAUUCUGGCUGAAGACUGACUCACUCACAGGUCGGCGCUGGAGACCAUUUCAGCACGUUGCAAAGCCUGGGAACAACAAAAUUAUAGAUAUAUGAGAGCAAGAUUACACAAGGGCUCGUCGCCUCAGGGCAGCGACAACGUGACAAAAGGAAGGAAGUCCUCAAGCUUUUCUCAUGUCUCAUCCUUCCUGCUCGUCGUUAACAAUAAAGACAGGAAACUACAGCGCGGAAACAGUCACAUGUCGACCAACGUGAGAAAGAAGAAGCAGCGAGCACAAAAACCUAGCAAGAAAAAGAAGAGAGAAAAGGUUUCCACAGAACAAACCAACGAGGCCUUCGGCUCCAACGCCCCGGAGUUCGUGGCGUUCCUGGAUCAGAUGAUCAGAUGGUUUUCCGAGCAUCAGCAACAGGUUGAUCAGCUGUUCGGCCCCAGCGACCCGGACGGGAGUGGACGGGUGCACCUGAAGGACUUUUGUCUGGGCCUGAUGAACCUGGACGUCCCCUGUCAGCGCGCUCAGCUCCAGACACUGACUCAGCUGCUGAAGAACGCCGGCAACACGAUACGUUAUCGAGGCUUGAACGGACAAGUGCAGAGUGUGAGGCUGGGGGUCGGGAGCCUAGAGGUCGGUGCUCAAACAGCUGAGAGAGGAGACGUGGGGAGAUUCGUCCGCCUCAGGCUCAGACUUGUUCCAUUUGACUCCUCUGCAGCCCAUCCAGGGAACUUUGAGGUGAUUCUGCCAAGCAGCACCAAAGUGGCCGGUCUGACGAGGAUCAUCCAGGACCGGGUCGGGAUCCAGACCCGCAGGCUGGAGGUGUUCCCGAGCCGGCAGACCGCAGCGGAGGCCUGCCUGCCCCCGGAGCGCACGCUGGAGGAGUGCGGCUUCAUAGGAGGGCCGGAGGAGAGCCCUGCAGAGGACACGGUGUACUACGACUACAGCCUGACGCUCGCAGACUGUCCACUCCUCAACUGCGACCACUACUUCAGGCUGGAACCAGAUCCUGCUGCCAGACGAACUAGAACCUGUUGAUAAAACGUUGAAAAAAUGAGAUUCUAGCCAGAAGUACAAACAGGUCUCAUAGUUACUUUUCUCUGACUCUGCACCUGAAUGUAACAGAGAAAAACAUGCAGUUAUAAAUUAUUAACGUAAAUAACUGUGAAGUUAAUACCUAACCAAUAACUGUUUUACUGGUGUGAACGCAGUCGUGUGAAUUUGGUAGGAAGAUGUUUAUGAAAAUGUUAUUGUGUUAUAGGUUGUUUCACUAUAUCAUCGUUAUAUAAUGGCAUUUAUGUGAAUCUGUGUGAAUCCAAUAAUUUUAUUAUUUCCCUUAUAAGACUCUAAACUGAUUGGCCCAGUACUUGCUUUAUGUUGCUGUUCAACUCUAGGCACCUUCAUCAGAAGGUGUCUCUCUCCUCCUCCUCCUUGUGAUUCCAUGUGACAGCAGUAUUUUGGUAAAUGGGAUCAGAUCAUUAAGACAUAACUACUGUUUAAAAAAAUGCAAGCUGAGCACUGACAGCCUGCUGAGUCAAUGUACAGUUGUCAACAAUUACAAGGUUUGGGUUUUAGAAGCAAACCAGCUGGGAGCUUCACACUCAGCAGGGGGUCGUACUCACAGGGAGAUCAUUUCAGUCUGAGUGUGCAGCAUACUCCCAUUUUUACUGCUCCAUAAAGCGGUGUGUGUAAUUGGGGCCCCAGGGGGCCAGAGGAGCUACACUGUCCCUCACUGGAGCCAGUGGAAAGUGCUUGGCUGGUGGAAACCACAGAGCAGCUAUAAACAGCGGCUGGUGGUGGCUAUGCAGCUCUGAGCCCAGACUGGCCUGUAGCUCCCAGCUGCACAUUUAAUUCCCCCCAAAACAGAAGAGAAACAACGCAA
Betta splendens (Siamese fighting fish) is the source of this 2268-nucleotide messenger RNA. RefSeq lists its product as uncharacterized. Bases 489 to 1424 code for a protein of 311 amino acids. The record is from RefSeq and is a predicted model, not a curated record. NCBI's taxonomy places the organism in Eukaryota, Metazoa, Chordata, Actinopteri, Anabantiformes, Osphronemidae. The transcript is spliced from 7 exons.